Messenger RNA from Nematolebias whitei (Rio pearlfish), 1916 nucleotides. It is a transcript of the gene vgll4b, whose product is annotated as vestigial-like family member 4b. The transcript is spliced from 5 exons. Bases 240 to 1172 code for a protein of 310 amino acids. Lineage: Eukaryota; Metazoa; Chordata; Actinopteri; Cyprinodontiformes; Rivulidae. Gene Ontology annotation, biological process: negative regulation of DNA-templated transcription. Gene Ontology annotation, molecular function: transcription coactivator binding. The record is from RefSeq and is a predicted model, not a curated record.
GGCUGUGAGAAGAACUGACGCUCUACUUCCCCCUGUUUUUACUCUGUCGUCGCUAAACGUUUACUUAUUGUUAAAUUAAAAAGAAAAGUAUCCCGAUCUAACUGAAACAUCCGCGAGACUACUUUCAGCGACAAGAAAAUAAAGUUGGAGGCUGGGCCUUUAGCUUUUUUCGGACGGUCGCUUGAAAAGAGGGAGAAAAAGAAAAGCUGGUCUUUUUGUUUUAAAUGAAAGCUCGAUAAAUGCAUCUAAUGAAGAUGGACCUGUUGAACUAUCAGUACUUGGACAAGAUGAACAACAACAUCGGUAUUCUCUGCUACGAAGGUGAAGCUGCAUUGAGAGGGGAUCCUAGAUUCCAGUCCCUGUCACUUUCAUCUUCCUCCUCCUCGUCAUCGUCCUCCUCUUCUUCCAUCUCAAGCCACAGAACGGGUCCUCCUCCCAUCAGCCCCACCAAAAGGAAGCUGAGUGGAGACCAGGUAGACAGCGACAUGGACGACAAUGAGCAUGUGGCAAAGAUGAGUCGACUGUUUGCUGCACAACUGAAACCCAAUGGAGACUAUCGCAACUCAUCUGUUACCAAGGACCGUAGCCGAAGCCCCAGUGAGCGCAUGGUGGUUCCCACUGCUUUGGGAGUUCAAGGCAACCCCCUGUAUGGCCUCCCUCACCAUCACCUGGCUGCCUUAGCCAGCAUGGACCAGCCCCUGGCACUCACCAAAAACAGCAUGGUGGACACGGCGCGUGGCAGUGCAGCAUCUUUGGUCACAAUGCCACAUACAGUCAGCCCAAUGGAACGACAGCAGAAUCGCCCGUCAGUGAUCACAUGUGCAGCAGCCAACAAUCGUAACUGCAACCUGUCUCAGUGUCCGGUGUCCCACAGUGGCUGCUCCAACCUCACCAAUAACUACAGAAGAAUCAACACCAACACAGCCUGUGACCCUGUGAUUGAAGAGCAUUUCCGUCGCAGCCUUGGAAAAAACUACAAGGAGCCUGAGCCCACCGCCACCAACUCUGUGUCCAUCACCGGCUCGGUGGACGACCACUUUGCCAAGGCGUUGGGCGAAACCUGGAACCAGAUCAAAAACAAGGGGAGUCCCUCGUCGUCCAGCAGCAGCCCAAACUCUUCUCCAAAUAGUCACAUGGUCAAUCACAACCACUCCCCUUCCAUUGUCUCUUGAAGGCAGAGGGAUUUUUUUUUCCUGGCUCAUCCAAUCAUCCCAGGCUUCGACAUCCAUGCCCCUGCCACUUUGGUCUGUCACCAGCAUCCCAGAGGGAAUGCCUGCCUGCUGGUCUGCUAAAAACAGCCAAAACCUUCAAGCCUGCUCUCUCACUGUGCACUCAGAGGAUCAAUCAAGCAAUAAAGAGAUGGCCACAUCCCUUCUGUCCUCUGGUACUGCUAAAACAAUAAUCAGUACCAAAUGAGGAGGAUUUAAAACUAAAUCUGGACUGAAGCAUCAGCUCGCUCCUUCCAAUCCUUCAUCAACCCUGCGUCUGUAGCUUGAAGCUGAACAAGUGUCUGUAGUUAUAUGUACAUACCCGAGGAGAGGAAAGGCAGUGUUUUGAUUCUUAAUGUUCUUUCUUGUUUCGUUUGUUUUUGUUAACAGUAGUUUUGUGUACCGAUUCUUUAACGUCAUGCCUGGCUUUUAAACGAAAAGAUAAGUGAGAAACACGUCUUGGAAAACAAUCACAACCCACCUGACUGUGAAAGAAACCUCAGACACUGAUGUUAAUCAAUGUUCACCUCCAAAGCACCCCAUCAUUCUCUCAACCUUUGACCAGGAGAAAAUAAUGUUGAUCAGGGUAACUAAAAACAGCUCCCUAUGCCAUCUGUGACGUCAGCAAGUACCCGGAUUUCGGGCAAACAGAACUUUUAAGUACAAUACAAUACAGUGCUGUAGUCAUGGUUUGCAGAUUAAAAAAAA